Cephus cinctus (wheat stem sawfly) is the source of this 2587-nucleotide messenger RNA. Its product is annotated as beta-taxilin. The transcript is spliced from 6 exons. NCBI's taxonomy places the organism in Eukaryota, Metazoa, Arthropoda, Insecta, Hymenoptera, Cephidae. The record is from RefSeq and is a predicted model, not a curated record. Gene Ontology annotation, molecular function: syntaxin binding. Bases 387 to 1901 code for a protein of 504 amino acids.
UUCAGCUACUACAAAUCUAACUUUAGAUUUAUUCCCGAAAUAACCACUGUCUUCGGUUCUCUUCCUUCAUACCGUGCUUCACUUUAGUUGUGACCUGCCUUUUUUGAAUUUCACAAGCCUUUCGGAUACACCUGACUUUCAUCUGAUAAUGACAUGGACGCACGGUAGAAAGAACAAAAAAUGGAAUGAAAGAAGGGAUACUUAGAUUUCGCAUAAUCUUCUAAACAACUUUUAUAGACAUUCGUUCUCCUUCGAUGCGCUACCAAGUGCUGAGACCGUUUGUUUCCAAUGGCGGCAUGGAUUAAUUUUGCUGCUGUUUGAUCGUUAAGCUCCAUCUAUAUAAGAUUAAACUUAUACUGUCAUCGCGAUUUACAGAUAUUUGGAUAAUGGAUAGCGAGGUUUCUGAAAUCGUUGAAACUUUAACUGCCGAAACGGUUAAGGAAGAGAACGAGACAAAGCCAAAUGAUUAUGUUAAAGAUAAAAAAAAUUUCAAAAAGGAUGGAUCCAAAAAGAAAGAUGACAGGAGUGCAGAACGAGUGUUGAAGAGUCUUAGUAAUCUUGAGAGUUCUGAAGAGAAAUUAGUAGCUAUGUGUAAAAAAUAUUCUGAGGUUAUCGAUGAAAAUCGAAAGUUACAAUUGGCCUUAAAACAAUCAGAGAAAAAAGUAAUUAUGAUACAACGUGAGAAGGAACAAGUUCAAGCUGAACGUAGUAAAGCUGUUUUAGCUCGAAGUCGACUGGAGAGCCUAUGUCGAGAACUUCAAAGACAAAAUAAAGCAGUGAAAGAUGAAAGUUUAUUGAGAAUUCGAGAAGAGGAAGAAAAACGUAAGGAAUUCUCUUCACAGCUUCAAAAUGCUUUCACUGAAGUAACCGCACUUAUGAAUCAAUGCAAAGAAAACAAUAGUGCUAUGGAAAAAUGUCAUGCAACCAGUGUCAAAACUUCAAAGAAUUUUGACAUUAUGUGUAAACAAUAUGAUCACAGCUUGCGCAUAAUAAAACAGUUAAACGAACAAAUGAUACUAGAAUCACAAUUACAUGAAGCAAAAUUAGCGAAGGCCAAAAUGGAAAUGACAGCUGAAAAGGAGGCGUUGUUAAAAGAAAAACAGCAACUUUUAUUGAAUUUAACCGAGCAACAGAUGCAGAUAGGAGAAUUGCAGGCAAUGGAAACUAGUCUACGAAGUGAGCUUAGUAUAUACACUGAUAAGUACGAUGAAUUCCAAAAUGCUCUUACGAAAAGCAAUAGUGUGUUUGGUGGAUUUAAAGAAGAAAUGGAGAAGAUGUCAAGUCAAAUAUUGAAACUUGAAAUGGAAACGCGAACGUGGAAACAACGUUGGGAGAACAGUCAAACGGCUCUUUUAGAAAUGGCAGCGGACAAACAACAGAGGGACGCCGAAUUUGCAACAACCUGUAAAAAAUUGACACAACUCAAACAAUUAUGUAGAACGCUGCAAAACGAAAGAACAUCUCUAUUAGCACAAUUAAGAGAAACAAAUACGACGACCAACCAGAAAUGUAACGAACAGACUGAAACGCGGGAAAGCACGGAGUCGCCGAUUAAGCAACAGGAUGUUGAGUCUAAGGAUGAGGAACAGCCACAGGAUAAAUUAACUGAAAAUGACCCCUUGGCUGAACCGGCGAAACAGGAAGAACAAGAGAAAGACCAACAAGAAGAGGAAAUUACAGAUAGCCAAAAUAAAACUGAUGAUGAAGAGCAGCACAGCAACACUAGACAAGCAGAAAUUGACACACCAACGGAAACUGUCGAGGAUUCGUUACCGAUUGAACAUCAAGAAAAAUCACAAAUAUCAUCUGAGAAUAAUGAACCAACCCUUCCCGCGGAAACGGAAGUCGCAACGCAACAUGAAUGUGAGGAGGAAGCCAAACAUAGCAGCCCUAAAGGAUGAAACUUGAUUUAACGUGGACAAAACAAAAAAGGAAGAGAAGGAGACAAAAUGCGAGUAUUUUCUUGAGACCAAAAUCCUACACCGAACUGCAAAGUACAUCUACUCAUGUACUACAAAGCCAAAUACAAAUCAAAAUUGAAAUGAUCCCUUAUUUAUUCGUAUGUAUAAGGAAAGCUAAUAAUUUCGAGAAUAUUUGACACGAUGGUAGUAUUAUUAUUGUCACCGUGUAGUGAUAAAACCACCAAUUAUAAAUCUGGACGAACCUGCUAGUGUUAGCUAAUCAUGUAAGAAUGUUGAUGAUUUUGUGUAGUUUUUCACGCGAAUUUUCUAAUGCGAUUUAUUGAUUAACGAAAUAAAUUAACCAAUUAUCUCAUAUUUUAGUUAGACUGUUAGGCAAUAGCAGUCUGUACAACGUGUUUUGAUAAAACUAUUAUUUUAUAAUAUCAGUGCAAUUCAUAUCUUCCUAAAAAUUGUAAGAAAUUUUUUUGUUGUCAUUUCCAUUUCAAUGCAAAUAUAUGUGGAGCUACAUUGAAUUCUGUUGCGAAUUUCCUAAUUUAAGCCUGCGUUAAACAUCCAAUGCCAAUCGUUAUAACGAUAUUUUUCGUUUUCGAUCAAGCAUUGAAAGUCAGUGUAGCGUUAUUAUCGCAGAAUAUCAAUUAUUUUACUUUUACCUUGUAUCGCAGUUA